AUGCCAGCACGCAGUUGCCUGGACCUACUCAGAAAAGGCGUCAAAACAAGCGGACAUUACAAAAUCUACGAUUGUACCAAUGAUUGUUUAACCAACGUUUACUGUGACAUGGAAUCCGAACCGGGAGCUGCCUGGACCCUAAUUGAAUCAUUUUCCCUGAAGAACAAAGGAACAACUGCGUUGCGAAAUCAUCAAUUAUCGGCAAACUCACCAAUUAAUGAAAAAACACCCAACUGGAACAUCUACAGAAUGUCGUUAUCACAGAUGAACGCUCUCAAACCACAUUCCACUCACUGGAGAGUAACGUGCAGUCUCCCUACCCAUGGUGUUGACUAUAGAGAUUACGCAAGAGCCAACUUUGUAGAUUUUGAUAUCAUGGCGUUCACUGGAUCUGGGGUGUGUAAAAAGAUGGAACUCGUCAAUAUUCGUGGUCAUCAAUGUGCUCAAUGUACAGCUAUGUGGUGGCACAUAAAUGCACAUCCUGCCAUGGAUAGUUCAAUUUCCAGUUGUGAGUUCGUACCAACCGCAGGGUCCGUGCCUAGUGAAGAUAACUUUGGAUAUUAUGAUUUCUUCAACACCAACUUCCGCUGUACUGCAACUCCAGAUUCAACCACUAACUGGUGGUUUGGAGGAUAUUUGUGA
This is a messenger RNA of Paramuricea clavata, 642 nucleotides long. The record is from the annotation of a GenBank genome assembly. NCBI's taxonomy places the organism in Eukaryota, Metazoa, Cnidaria, Anthozoa, Malacalcyonacea, Plexauridae.